CUGUCUGCUGGGGGAUUCUUGGGUAAAAUUUAAAAUGGCGUCGAGUAGCUCGACGGGAGGGCGAGGGAUCGCUGUGAAACAACCUAGGGAAAGAGGACGCAUCAGUAAAGCCACUGAAGCACCCUCUGAUGCUACGAUGCAUGUUGGUGAACCACGUGCUGUGGUGGGAAACCAGUUCUACAAGGAGGCACUGGAAAAUGCUUCCCACUUCAAUGCUCGAGUGGUUAUGGAGCGGAAGAUGCGGCUCCCCUUCCUGGACACCCUGACAGGAGUCGCCCAGACCAACUGCUCGCUGUGGAUGAGUCAGAGCCAGCGCAGGCCGGGCAUCGCUCCCGGGCAGAUCUACACAUUUCCCGCCAAGAGAUGGCGCAAAAAACGUAGAGCGUACUUUGCCCAAGUGAACCCCCCACUGACUCAGGGUGAGGUACAGGAUGUAGAGAUACAGGAGGGAGAAGCAGCCAAGGAUGCGACCUUGGAAAACGCCCUGGGACUCGACAGUGAAGCUGCGAACAACCUGAUAGAUUCUGUAUUGAAGGACUCGGAAGAUUCCAAGGAUGCGGUAGAUGAAAUCGACGACAUUCCAGAUGCUGGAGAACUGGAGGACAGCUCCAGUAGCGAUGAUGAAACCUACACCAGGAGGAAAAGAAAAGGGUAAGAGGAGCCUCCACCCCCGCCUGAUGACAGAGACAAGCCGUAUGCCUGUGAAUGGUGUGGGAAGAGGUAUAAGAACCGUCCAGGGCUGAACUACCACUACACACACUUCCACAACGGGGAGAUCCCUGACAGUGGGAAGGAAGAGGACUCCCCCCCACCCAGACAGGCUAAUGGAGACGGGGACGAAAGUGGAUCUGAGGAUAUACCCUAUGGAGAAAAGAGAGCCAAGGGUUCAGGACCCAGUAACUACUGUGACUUCUGUCUGGGAGAUGAGAAGGAGAACAAAAAGAGCGGAAUGCCAGAGGAGCUCAUAUCUUGUUCUGACUGCGGUCGCUCAGGUCACCCAACGUGCCUUCAGUUUACACCUCACAUGACCGAGUCAGUGAAAAAGUACCGCUGGCAGUGUAUCGAGUGCAAGUCCUGUCAUCUGUGUGGAACCUCCGAGAACGAUGAUCAGCUGUUGUUCUGUGAUGAUUGUGACCGUGGCUACCACAUGUACUGUCUGUCUCCUCCACUCAGUGCACCUCCUGAAGGCAGCUGGAUUUGUAAGCUCUGUGAGGAUGAGAGGAAAGGCAUCAUCCACCCACCUCAGAACGGCCAGACAGUGGCAGCACCCCUCCCACACCCAAUGCCAUGACAACAGUUGCCAUGGCAACACACAGUUGUCAACUCAGCAUCGUCGUGAACACUGGUGGAAGAGGAUGUGUUUAGGGGGAAGAUGUGACUUUGGAUCAAGCUUGACAGAGCUGUGUAUAUAUUUGUACAACUUAGCAAAGACUGUCAGGCCUGUGAUGCCUACAAGCAUAUCAAUGAUCUUACCUCAGCUGACUCCCAUUGGACAGGUCAUCUUUGGAAUUUCUUUUAUAGACUGUGAUUGACUUAAUUAGUCUUCAGGCACACUGGGAUCAAGCUCUGUUCAACAGCAUUUUUAGUAUCUGGAGUGUUGACUUGGGUCAGUGGUGUUUUUUUUUCUCUGACUCUAGCAGCACAGGCUUGGCAAAUAAGUAAAUUGUACCUGUACAUGUGAGGAGGCCCUGUCAUCUAAAGGUGAAAUCAUCUUUACUUGGGUUUGACAGAAUAUUAGACAAACUUAAGAACAAACAUGCAGACUUGCUACUUUUUACUGAAAUCUAUGUUCAUGAUAUUUUGAGAAGACGAAGUUACCCAAAUCUGCUUCCUUCCUAUUUCUUGUCGUGUUGGGUCUUGUUCAUGAGAGAUUAUUAUAAACUGAACCCUGACAUUGUUGUGAUUGUUAAAAAUGGUAUGAUUCCUAUUCCUAAUGGUUGACCCCACUUCCAAAUGUCUACUGACAAUGUCACCAACAUUUUGACACAGAGGUUAUAUAUCACAGUUACCAUGUACCAUACAUGUAUUUAUAUGAAAAGCUGGAGAUGUGUUGUUAUGAAAAGGUCCUAUCAUGAAUAUGUUUCCCAGUCAAAGUCCCAUUAUGUCAUAAGUUCAUACAAUGGUGUACUAAGAUAAAUAUCUUUUGUGAUGUCACUAAUUUAGACAACCCACUUUAUAACUAUAGAUGUCAUAGAAUUGCCUUUGGGUGUGGGCACUGUUUUGAGAUUAACUUUAUGAAUGAUUCAUUUGAUCAUUUCUGGCUUCUGACAUUGUCUUUUCCAUUUAAAAAAUUGCAGAUUUUCUUUGAUAACAUUUAUUUUGUAUUUAGAUAAUAGCUUAUUCAUUUAUUAUUUGAACUAAAAAGUAGUAUAACUGUCAUGUAGAUAACGUUACAGUUGUUUUGAGCUAUCAUUCUAACACUGCAUUCUUACUUUUCUUUAUCCUAUGAGGUUCUUGGUUUAUCCUUACUCUUUUUAUUAAUAAAGUUUAUUAAUAGUGAUUUGUUUUUGUUUUGUUUGUAGAGCUCAAGUACAUUUUGUAGCAAGUAUACUUUCAGGAGAAAGUGGUUGAUAAACUUUUCAACUCAUGUUUUCUAAUAAAAGUAACUUGAACUCAAGAGUAAGUGAUAUGAUUCUUUUUGGUAAAUAUGAGAGGUUAUGAAGUGUUAGCAUGAUUGACUGUUACUUUCUGAAGGGCUUUGAAGGGAAAUUUUUUAGCAUCCCUGAGAACCACUUGUAUAUAGCACCCUUUCUGGAGUGUGGGGCCACUGAUGACUUCAUUCUGUACUAUAAUUUAAUUUGCACCUUGAACGCAAGAGUCUAUUUUCUGUACAUCAGGAAGGACUGUAUAUAAAGUACUUCACAUGAA
Messenger RNA from Branchiostoma belcheri (Belcher's lancelet), 2868 nucleotides. RefSeq names its product zinc finger protein ubi-d4-like. The transcript is spliced from 11 exons. Gene Ontology annotation, biological process: nervous system development. Gene Ontology annotation, cellular component: nBAF complex. The record is from RefSeq and is a predicted model, not a curated record. NCBI's taxonomy places the organism in Eukaryota, Metazoa, Chordata, Leptocardii, Amphioxiformes, Branchiostomatidae.